Papaver somniferum (opium poppy) is the source of this 420-nucleotide messenger RNA. RefSeq lists its product as uncharacterized. The record is from RefSeq and is a predicted model, not a curated record. NCBI's taxonomy places the organism in Eukaryota, Viridiplantae, Streptophyta, Magnoliopsida, Ranunculales, Papaveraceae. Bases 1 to 420 code for a protein of 139 amino acids. Gene Ontology annotation, molecular function: RNA-DNA hybrid ribonuclease activity; nucleic acid binding. The transcript has a single exon.
AUGGGACGAGUACGAUGUCUCCAAUUAUUGGUUGGAUUCUACUACCCACAACAAGGUUAUGUGAAGCUUAACUGUGAUGGUGCUUCUAACAAUUUGGGAAUGGCUGGUAUUAGAGGCAUUAUUCGUGGAGACCAGGUUGAGUUCUAUGCGUGUUAUGCAAAGCAUGUUUUCAAAAAUGAUAACAAUGUGGCUGAAGUCUGGGUUAUAAGGAAUGGCAUUCUGUUGGCUAAAGAUAUGGGUUUCAAGAAGAUAGAGGUGGAAAGUGAUUCCACUUACGCUAUUCAGUUGUGCAAAAAGGAGGUUCAAGUUCCAUGGAAUUUGCACUCCCUAAUUGAAGACAUUGAUGCUCUAAAGAAGAACUUUGAUGCAAUUGGUUUUCACAAAGGCAUCGAGAGGCCAACGAUGUGGCUGAUAUUCUAG